This is a messenger RNA of Sebastes umbrosus (honeycomb rockfish), 2478 nucleotides long. It is a transcript of the gene gatm, whose product is annotated as glycine amidinotransferase (L-arginine:glycine amidinotransferase). Gene Ontology annotation, cellular component: mitochondrion. The transcript has 9 exons. Bases 24 to 1349 code for a protein of 441 amino acids. Gene Ontology annotation, molecular function: amidinotransferase activity. Lineage: Eukaryota; Metazoa; Chordata; Actinopteri; Perciformes; Sebastidae. The record is from RefSeq and is a predicted model, not a curated record.
UGAGAGCUGAGGCGUCUUCAUUCAUGAGCAGACUGAGAGGUGGAUCCUGCGCACAGACUACACACUCACUAACACAUUGGACAAUGCUGCGAGUCAGGUGUCUGAGAGGAGGUAGCAGGGGGGCCGAGGCUGCCCAUCUGAUCGGAGCCAUGCUUGGCCGGGCGGCGACUGGAUGGGUGCAGAGGGCCUUUCAGAGCACUUCCAGUGCAGCUGCUGCACAGCCACAGCAUGCAGCUGAACCUAUUACUGAAACUGUGCUGCAGGAAUGCCCUGUGUGCAGCUACAAUGAAUGGGACCCUCUUGAGGAGGUCAUCGUGGGUCGUGCUGAAAACGCCCGUGUGCCUCCCUUCUCUGUGGAAGUGAAAGCUAACACAUAUGAGAAGCAUUGGCCCUUCUACCAGAAGUAUGGGGGCCUCUCUUUUCCUGCGGACCACUUGAAAAAAGCUGUUGCUGAGAUUGAGGAAAUGUGCAAUAUUCUGCGUCACGAGGGCGUCACUGUAAGGAGGCCAGAACGCAUCGACUGGUCCCAGGAAUACAAAACUCCAGACUUCGCAUCAUCAGGCAUGUACGCUGCCAUGCCCAGAGACAUCCUUAUGGUUGUGGGGAAUGAGAUUAUUGAGGCUCCUAUGGCCUGGAGGGCUCGCUUCUUUGAGUAUCGAGCCUACCGGCCUCUGAUCAAGGAGUACUUCAGAAACGGCGCUAAAUGGACCACUGCCCCUAAACCCACUAUGGCCGAUGAGCUGUAUGAUCAGGACUACCCCAUCCGCACAGUGGAGGACCGACACAAGCUGGCGGCCGAGGGGAAGUUUGUGACCACAGAGUACGAGCCCUGCUUCGAUGCCGCUGACUUCAUCCGAGCUGGGAGGGACCUUUUUGUCCAGAGGAGUCAGGUUACAAAUUACAUGGGAAUUGAGUGGAUGCGGCGCCAUCUGGCUCCAGACUACAACAUCCACAUCAUCUCAUUCAAGGACCCUAACCCCAUGCACAUUGAUGCCACUUUUAACAUCAUCGGGCCAGGACUGGUGCUGUCUAACCCUGAUCGUCCAUGUCGCCAGGUCGAUAUGUUCAAGAAGGCUGGUUGGACUGUUGUGAAACCUCCGACCCCUCUGAUUCCUGACGACCACCCACUGUGGAUGUCCUCCAAAUGGCUGUCCAUGAACGUCCUGAUGUUGGGUGAGAAGCGUGUUAUGGUUGACGCCAAUGAAGCCACCAUUCAAAAAAUGUUUGAGAACCUUGGUAUCGAGACCAUAAAGGUGAAUAUUCGCCAUGCCAACUCCCUGGGUGGUGGCUUCCACUGCUGGACAACCGAUGUCCGCCGCCGUGGUACCCUGGAGUCCUACUUCCACUAGCCUUGCCAGAAAUAGGCAGUUUUUAUUGAGCUUUAAAGAUUAAAGCUUCAGUGUGGAAUCUUAAUUCCACCAUCAUUAUUGAAUCUUUUUUGAAAGUCAAUUGUGUAUGUACACACUAAUCACAGAUCUACUGUUGGCAAAUUUCUUAAAAAGUAUUUGAAAGUUGUGUGUUUGGGUGUCACCUGCUGCAACUCAAAGUCAAAGCAGUGAACAAUAUGUUGUUCAAACCAAAUAAUUGGGCUGUCUUAUCAUGACAGGUGGCACCAAAGUCCUUUUUGGGUAAUGGGUCUUUAUGUACGAGUUGUUUUGAUUUGACAUUGCUGUGCAUCACAGUGCCUUUGCAAACAGCUUUGUUCAGAUAUACAGUAUAUAUAUAUACAUAUAUAUACAUAUGCUCAAUAGUAACAAAUGAACAUAACUUUACUUCAAUCAGUAAUCUCAAUAUGAACUGCAUUUCUGGCCUGGCUAUUGUGAAUUUGAAUUAUUUAUGGCUUAUACAUCUACAAGUCAUAACUUUUAGGACAAGGUACAAUUUGGUAUGUGAAAGUCAUCAAUCAAGGAGGAGCAAAGCUACCUCCUCAUGGAAAUGUCAGACACCAUACUUCUUUCUUUUUCCAAAGGAUUUUUUAUUAUUUAAAGGGAUGUAUGAAAGUUGUUAAGUAGGUCAUUAAACAAUAUAAAUUUCUUAUCGCUAGUAUAUUAUUUUGUAAAGAUUUUAAUUGAUUGAACAGACAAAGUUCUAUUUAUAUUUUUCAUACUCUUUAUUGGAUUUCCCAACAAUUAGUGUUUUUAUAUAUUUACUUUAAAAAUACGCGGUCCAUAUCAGAUAUUGUAUACCUUUUGCCUUUUCUCCUAUUGCAAAUCUGGGCCAGUUUUCUGCUACUAGUCAUUCUCACUGAACUGAUUGGCUGCUUUUGUGUGCAAAGCAAAAAUGUUGUGUUGUGCUAAGAUGUUUUGAUGUUUUAUGAUUCCUUUGCUGCAUAUACAUGAUGGAUAUAGGGUGUGUAACUCUUCAAGUCUGCCUUGAUAUUUAUUUUGAAACAAUGAAUUCAAGGGAAGUAAUGGCUCAACAGAGGAAUGCAAGAGAUUUUUUGUAUUAUGCAACAUUAUUAAAAUGUAAUAAACAAGA